GCCAAAUAGUAACAGUGUGAAUGGAUGAUUGUAGAAGUAUGUUGUAGCCAAUAGGGGUGCUAGAGCGGGUCAGCGCGUCGCGUUGCCAACUCUAACUCCGCUUGGAUUCCUUGGAAUGACUUGCUUCCUCAAGCUCCUCUCUGCAUUGACCAAACUCUGAACUGCAGGCAGGAUAUAUUAUAAAAUACUGCUCAAAAUGCCCUCGCCCACGCCCGCGCCCGACCCUCAGCAGCCUCAACAGCAGGGAGAAGCCGUCGAAACUACCGCUGCGUCCCCCUCUCCCCCACCACCUCCGCCUGUUGCCCUGACUCCAGGCCCGCGCGCCUCGCGAUUCCAGGAUAUCUAUCAUAAAGCCCUCCGUGCAACUGUGAAAGCAAACUCAUACGAGAAUUUCGCAUCAUGUUUCCCUACCCCCGCGAGGCACGUGCCAGCGAGCCUGGAGUCGGUGCAUCGCCAGUUAAACGCCAAAUUGGAAGAAGGCGCAACGGCUGAGUUUAAUGAGAUUGUCAGGGAACGAGAGGCGAUUAAGGGGCUGAAUGAAUUGGACAGAUUGGUGAGUGAGGCCAGGCGGCGGAAGGAUAAUGGAGAGAGCGAGAGUGCUGUGCCCCCUCAUAUGAUGGGUGCAGACAACCUCUAUCAGGCGCAUCUAGCGCCGUACCUGCAACAUGCCCAAGACUCGCUCAACGCAAAGCUCGAGACCACGCAGUCGCAGAACGCGGAAUUGGCCGAUAAGAUUAUUUCUCAGCGCAAGGAGAUUGAAUCAUUGUUAUCAGGGCUAGAAGCUGUUAUGGCAGACCUCGAAGGAUCGGCCAAUGCAUCCACGCAGUACAGCAGGGAGAACAGUCUUCGACAGCAAAGUAUGCAAGUCGACGAGGAUGUUCAAAAAAGUAACGCAGCCUGAAAGAUCACCAACUCGAUGGUAUUGUUUGAUUAUCUAU
Molecule: messenger RNA, 938 nt
Organism: Talaromyces proteolyticus
Lineage: Eukaryota; Fungi; Ascomycota; Eurotiomycetes; Eurotiales; Trichocomaceae
Product: putative MIND kinetochore complex component Nnf1
Exons: 2
Coding region: 197-901 (234 amino acids)
Biological process (GO): chromosome segregation
Cellular component (GO): MIS12/MIND type complex
Source: RefSeq, a predicted model, not a curated record